AUGUACAAUGUGCACCAGCUAGCUCACCGUGGUCGUGCAGCAUACCCACUUGGUCGUGCAGCAUACCCACCUGGUCGUGCAGCAUACCCACCUGGUCGUGCAGCAUACCCACCUGGUCGUGCAGCAUACCCACCUGGUCAUGCAGCAUACCCACCUGGUCGUGCAGCAUACCCACCUGGUCGUGCAGCAUACCCACCUGGUCGUGCAGCAUACCCACCUGGUCGUGCAGCAUACCCACCUGGUCGUGCAGCAUACCCACCUGGUCAUGCAGCAUACCCACCUGGUCGUGCAGCAUACCCACCUGGUCGUGCAGCAUACCCACCUGGUCGUGCAGCAUACCCACCUGGUCGUGCAGCAUACCCACCUGGUCGUGCAGCAUACCCACCUGGUCGUGCAGCAUACCCACCUGGUCGUGCAGCAUACCCACCUGGUCGUGCAGCAUACCCACCUGGUCGUGCAGCAUACCCACCUGGUCGUGCAGCAUACCCACCUGGUCGUGCAGCAUACCCACUUGGUCGUGCAGCAUACCCACCUGGUCGUGCAGCAUACCCACCUGGUCAUGCAGCAUACCCACCUGGUCGUGCAGCAUACCCACCUGGUCGUGCAGCAUACCCACCUGGUCGUGCAGCAUACCCACCUGGUCAUGCAGCAUACCCACCUGGUCGUGCAGCAUACCCACCUGGUCGUGCAGCAUACCCACCUGGUCGUGCAGCAUACCCACCUGGUCGUGCAGCAUACCCACCUGGUCGUGCAGCAUACCCACCUGGUCGUGCAGCAUACCCACCUGGUCGUGCAGCAUACCCACCUGGUCGUGCAGCAUACCCACUUGGUCGUGCAGCAUACCCACCUGGUCGUGCAGCAUACCCACCUGGUCGUGCAGCAUACCCACCUGGUCGUGCAGCAUACCCACCUGGUCGUGCAGCAUACCCACCUGGUCGUGCAGCAUACCCACCUGGUCAUGCAGCAUACCCACCUGGUCGUGCAGCAUACCCACCUGGUCGUGCAGCAUACCCACCUGGUCGUGCAGCAUACCCACCUGGUCAUGCAGCAUACCCACCUGGUCGUGCAGCAUACCCACCUGGUCGUGCAGCAUACCCACCUGGUCGUGCAGCAUACCCACCUGGUCGUGCAGCAUACCCACCUGGUCGUGCAGCAUACCCACCUGGUCGUGCAGCAUACCCACCUGGUCGUGCAGCAUACCCACCUGGUCGUGCAGCAUACCCACCUGGUCGUGCAGCAUACCCACCUGGUCGUGCAGCAUACCCACCUGGUCGUGCAGCAUACCCACCUGGUCGUGCAGCAUACCCACCUGGUCGUGCAGCAUACCCACCUGGUCGUGCAGCAUACCCACCUGGUCGUGCAGCAUACCCACCUGGUCGUGCAGCAUACCCACUUGGUCGUGCAGCAUACCCACCUGGUCGUGCAGCAUACCCACCUGGUCGUGCAGCAUACCCACCUGGUCGUGCAGCAUACCCACCUGGUCGUGCAGCAUACCCACUUGGUCGUGCAGCAUACCCACUUGGUCGUGCAGCAUACCCACCUGGUCGUGCAGCAUACCCACCUGGUCGUGCAGCAUACCCACUUGGUCGUGCAGCAUACCCACCUGGUCGUGCAGCAUACCCACCUGGUCGUGCAGCAUACCCACCUGGUCGUGCAGCAUACCCACUUGGUCGUGCAGCAUGCCCACCUGGUCGUGCAGCAUACCCACCUGGUCGUGCAGCAUACCCACCUGGUCGUGCAGCAUACCCACUUGGUCGUGCAGCAUACCCACUUGGUCCAUACCCACCUGGUCGUGCAGCAUACCCACCUGGUCGUGCAGCAUACCCACCUGGUCGUGCAGCAUACCCACCUGGUCGUGCAGCAUACCCACUUGGUCGUGCAGCAUACCCACCUGGUCGUGCAGCAUACCCACUUGGUCGUGCAGCAUACCCACUUGGUCGUGCAGCAUACCCACUUGGUCGUGCAGCAUACCCACCUGGUCGUGCAGCAUACCCACCUGGUCGUGCAGCAUACCCACUUGGUCGUGCAGCAUACCCACCUGGUCGUGCAGCAUACCCACUUGGUCGUGCAGCAUACCCACUUGGUCGUGCAGCAUACCCACCUGGUCGUGCAGCAUACCCACCUGGUCGUGCAGCAUACCCACUUGGUCGUGCAGCAUACCCACCUGGUCGUGCAGCAUACCCACUUGGUCGUGCAGCAUACCCACCUGGUCGUGCAGCAUACCCACCUGGUUGUGCAGCAUACCCACCUGGUCGUGCAGCAUACCCACUUGGUCGUGCAGCAUACCCACUUGGUCGUGCAGCAUACCCACCUGGUCGUGCAGCAUACCCACCUGGUCGUGCAGCAUACCCACCUGGUCGUGCAGCAUACCCACUUGGUCGUGCAGCAUACCCACCUGGUCGUGCAGCAUACCCACCUGGUCGUGCAGCAUACCCACUUGGUCGUGCAGCAUACCCACUUGGUCGUGCAGCAUACCCACCUGGUCGUGCAGCAUACCCACCUGGUCGUGCAGCAUACCCACCUGGUCGUGCAGCAUACCCACUUGGUCGUGCAGCAUACCCACUUGGUCGUGCAGCAUACCCACCUGGUCGUGCAGCAUACCCACCUGGUCGUGCAGCAUACCCACCUGGUCGUGCAGCAUACCCACCUGGUCGUGCAGCAUACCCACUUGGUCGUGCAGCAUACCCACCUGGUCGUGCAGCAUACCCACCUGGUCGUGCAGCAUACCCACUUGGUCGUGCAGCAUACCCACCUGGUCGUGCAGCAUACCCACCUGGUCGUGCAGCAUACCCACCUGGUCGUGCAGCAUACCCACUUGGUCGUGCAGCAUACCCACCUGGUCGUGCAGCAUACCCACCUGGUCGUGCAGCAUACCCACCUGGUCGUGCAGCAUACCCACCUGGUCGUGCAGCAUACCCACUUGGUCGUGCAGCAUACCCACCUGGUCGUGCAGCAUACCCACCUGGUCGUGCAGCAUACCCACCUGGUCGUGCAGCAUACCCACCUGGUCGUGCAGCAUACCCACUUGGUCGUGCAGCAUACCCACUUGGUCGUGCAGCAUACCCACCUGGUCGUGCAGCAUACCCACCUGGUCGUGCAGCAUACCCACCUGGUCGUGCAGCAUACCCACUUGGUCGUGCAGCAUACCCACUUGGUCGUGCAGCAUACCCACCUGGUCGUGCAGCAUACCCACCUGGUCGUGCAGCAUACCCACCUGGUCGUGCAGCAUACCCACCUGGUCGUGCAGCAUACCCACCUGGUCGUGCAGCAUACCCACCUGGUCGUGCAGCAUACCCACCUGGUCGUGCAGCAUACCCACCUGGUCGUGCAGCAUACCCACUUGGUCGUGCAGCAUACCCACUUGGUCGUGCAGCAUACCCACCUGGUCGUGCAGCAUACCCACCUGGUCGUGCAGCAUACCCACCUGGUCGUGCAGCAUACCCACCUGGUCGUGCAGCAUACCCACCUGGUCGUGCAGCAUACCCACUUGGUCGUGCAGCAUACCCACUUGGUCGUGCAGCAUACCCACCUGGUCGUGCAGCAUACCCACCUGGUCGUGCAGCAUACCCACCUGGUCGUGCAGCAUACCCACCUGGUCGUGCAGCAUACCCACCUGGUCGUGCAGCAUACCCACCUGGUCGUGCAGCAUACCCACCUGGUCGUGCAGCAUACCCACCUGGUCGUGCAGCAUACCCACCUGGUCGUGCAGCAUACCCACUUGGUCGUGCAGCAUACCCACCUGGUCGUGCAGCAUACCCACCUGGUCGUGCAGCAUACCCACCUGGUCGUGCAGCAUACCCACUUGGUCGUGCAGCAUACCCACCUGGUCGUGCAGCAUACCCACCUGGUCGUGCAGCAUACCCACCUGGUCGUGCAGCAUACCCACUUGGUCGUGCAGCAUACCCACCUGGUCGUGCAGCAUACCCACCUGGUCGUGCAGCAUACCCACCUGGUCGUGCAGCAUACCCACCUGGUCGUGCAGCAUACCCACCUGGUCGUGCAGCAUACCCACUUGGUCGUGCAGCAUACCCACUUGGUCGUGCAGCAUACCCACCUGGUCGUGCAGCAUACCCACCUGGUCGUGCAGCAUACCCACCUGGUCGUGCAGCAUACCCACUUGGUCGUGCAGCAUACCCACUUGGUCGUGCAGCAUACCCACCUGGUCGUGCAGCAUACCCACCUGGUCGUGCAGCAUACCCACUUGGUCGUGCAGCAUACCCACCUGGUCGUGCAGCAUACCCACCUGGUCGUGCAGCAUACCCACUUGGUCGUGCAGCAUACCCACCUGGUCGUGCAGCAUACCCACCUGGUCGUGCAGCAUACCCACCUGGUCGUGCAGCAUACCCACCUGGUCGUGCAGCAUACCCACUUGGUCGUGCAGCAUACCCACCUGGUCGUGCAGCAUACCCACCUGGUCGUGCAGCAUACCCACCUGGUCGUGCAGCAUACCCACCUGGUCGUGCAGCAUACCCACUUGGUCGUGCAGCAUACCCACUUGGUCGUGCAGCAUACCCACCUGGUCGUGCAGCAUACCCACCUGGUCGUGCAGCAUACCCACCUGGUCGUGCAGCAUACCCACUUGGUCGUGCAGCAUACCCACCUGGUCGUGCAGCAUACCCACCUGGUCGUGCAGCAUACCCACCUGGUCGUGCAGCAUACCCACCUGGUCAUGCAGCAUACCCACCUGGUCGUGCAGCAUACCCACCUGGUCGUGCAGCAUACCCACCUGGUCGUGCAGCAGACCCACCUGGUCGUGCAGCAUACCCACCUGGUCGUGCAGCAUACCCACCUGGUCGUGCAGCAUACCCACCUGGUCGUGCAGCAUACCCACCUGGUCGUGCAGCAUACCCACUUGGUCGUGCAGCAUACCCACUUGGUCGUGCAGCAUACCCACCUGGUCGUGCAGCAUACCCACCUGGUCGUGCAGCAUACCCACCUGGUCGUGCAGCAUACCCACUUGGUCGUGCAGCAUACCCACUUGGUCGUGCAGCAUACCCACCUGGUCGUGCAGCAUACCCACCUGGUCGUGCAGCAUACCCACCUGGUCGUGCAGCAUACCCACCUGGUCGUGCAGCAUACCCACUUGGUCGUGCAGCAUACCCACUUGGUCGUGCAGCAUACCCACCUGGUCGUGCAGCAUACCCACCUGGUCGUGCAGCAUACCCACUUGGUCGUGCAGCAUACCCACCUGGUCGUGCAGCAUACCCACCUGGUCGUGCAGCAUACCCACUUGGUCGUGCAGCAUACCCACCUGGUCGUGCAGCAUACCCACCUGGUCGUGCAGCAUACCCACCUGGUCGUGCAGCAUACCCACUUGGUCGUGCAGCAUACCCACCUGGUCGUGCAGCAUACCCACCUGGUCGUGCAGCAUACCCACCUGGUCGUGCAGCAUACCCACCUGGUCGUGCAGCAUACCCACCUGGUCGUGCAGCAUACCCACUUGGUCGUGCAGCAUACCCACCUGGUCGUGCAGCAUACCCACCUGGUCGUGCAGCAUACCCACCUGGUCGUGCAGCAUACCCACCUGGUCGUGCAGCAUACCCACCUGGUCGUGCAGCAUACCCACUUGGUCGUGCAGCAUACCCACUUGGUCGUGCAGCAUACCCACCUGGUCGUGCAGCAUACCCACCUGGUCGUGCAGCAUACCCACCUGGUCGUGCAGCAUACCCACCUGGUCGUGCAGCAUACCCACCUGGUCGUGCAGCAUACCCACCUGGUCGUGCAGCAUACCCACCUGGUCGUGCAGCAUACCCACCUGGUCGUGCAGCAUACCCACCUGGUCGUGCAGCAUACCCACUUGGUCGUGCAGCAUACCCACCUGGUCGUGCAGCAUACCCACCUGGUCGUGCAGCAUACCCACCUGGUCGUGCAGCAUACCCACCUGGUCGUGCAGCAUACCCACCUGGUCGUGCAGCAUACCCACUUGGUCGUGCAGCAUACCCACCUGGUCGUGCAGCAUACCCACCUGGUCGUGCAGCAUACCCACUUGGUCGUGCAGCAUACCCACCUGGUCGUGCAGCAUACCCACCUGGUCGUGCAGCAUACCCACUUGGUCGUGCAGCAUACCCACCUGGUCGUGCAGCAUACCCACCUGGUCGUGCAGCAUACCCACCUGGUCGUGCAGCAUACCCACCUGGUCGUGCAGCAUACCCACCUGGUCGUGCAGCAUACCCACCUGGUCGUGCAGCAUACCCACCUGGUCGUGCAGCAUACCCACCUGGUCGUGCAGCAUACCCACCUGGUCGUGCAGCAUACCCACCUGGUCGUGCAGCAUACCCACCUGGUCGUGCAGCAUACCCACCUGGUCGUGCAGCAUACCCACUUGGUCGUGCAGCAUACCCACUUGGUCGUGCAGCAUACCCACUGGGUCGUGCAGCAUACCCACCUGGUCGUGCAGCAUACCCACCUGGUCGUGCAGCAUACCCACCUGGUCGCGCAGCAUACCCACCUGGUCGUGCAGCAUACCCACUUGGUCGUGCAGCAUACCCACUUGGUCGUGCAGCAUACCCACCUGGUCGUGCAGCAUACCCACUUGGUCGUGCAGCAUACCCACUUGGUCGUGCAGCAUACCCACCUGGUCGUGCAGCAUACCCACUUGGUCGUGCAGCAUACCCACUGGGUCGUGCAGCAUACCCACCUGGUCGUGCAGCAUACCCACCUGGUCGUGCAGCAUACCCACCUGGUCGCGCAGCAUACCCACCUGGUCGUGCAGCAUACCCACUUGGUCGUGCAGCAUACCCACUUGGUCGUGCAGCAUACCCACCUGGUCGUGCAGCAUACCCACCUGGUCGUGCAGCAUACCCACUUGGUCGUGCAGCAUACCCACCUGGUCGUGCAGCAUACCCACCUGCAGAGCGGCAUCGAGCUGGCCUUCCCGGCACAAGGUGUCGAUGA
Molecule: messenger RNA, 6894 nt
Organism: Closterium sp. Naga37s-1
Lineage: Eukaryota; Viridiplantae; Streptophyta; Zygnematophyceae; Desmidiales; Closteriaceae
Source: the annotation of a GenBank genome assembly